CUUGCCCCAUCAGACAACAGUUCUGUCCAACGGCAAACAUACUAUGUAACCAACUUUUUCGAAGUUAGAUGGUAGAAAUUCACUGCAAGCAAGAAAAAGAGCACCAUACAAGCUAAAAGAAGGGGACUGGGACAUAGUGAAGUGAAGAAAAGGAUUUGAAAAGCCCUUGUUUUAUGCAAAGUGAGUGACAGCAGGAGAUACUUCAGCUGGAAACUAAAAGGAUAAGAGGCAAGCGAGGAGAGGACAAAAAGGACACAAAGCAAAGGAUACUGCUAUUUUUUGUUGGAUUGGUUUGUCCUGUUGGAUUUCUCAUUCCCCUCCUCCUGGGCUGACAGCAAAGGGGGGAGGCAGCCAUAACCACUGCAAGGAUGAAGUACAACUACCACGUACCAGUGUCAACAUACACACGCAGCUCCCAGUACACACCAACAUACCACACACCAACCUAUUACACUCCCUCACAUUACACACCAACUCACUACACACCCUCGUAUACCUCCACUACAAAGUACACCCCGACACAUUAUAGCACGACACAUUACACCCCAUCACAUUACACAUCCACUUACAAGUCUGCAUCAACAUAUGUCCCUUCAUAUAGCAAAGCGUCACGGUACAGCUCAACACGUCGCACACAAGUGCAGGAAAAUCCUGCACCUGUGAUACCUGUCACACCUGCAAAGAGAACUGUGCACUUCCCCAAUGACAUCGUCUUCCAGGAUAUUGUUAGACGUGGAGAUAUGGAGCAAAUUGGGCGGUUCAUGAGAGCAAGGAAGGUUCGUGUGGAUACACUCUUCCACUCAGGUAUGGCAGCACUACAUGAAGCUGUGCUAACAGGAAACCUGGAGGUGGUGAAGCUGCUCGUGAAAUAUGGCGCUGAUGUCCAUCAGAGAGAUGAGGAUGGCUGGACGCCACUUCACAUGGCCUGCAGUGACGGCUAUCCGGAAAUUGCAAGUUAUCUGCUGUCAAUUGGAGCCAGUACCGAGGUAGAGAAUGAAAGUGGAGAGAAGCCUGCAGACCUCAUCGACCCAGACUGCAAAGAGCUGGCCAAAAUGUUUGAGACAGGCUGUGUGUGAUAUUGGGUCCCAAAUGGACCCAGGAAAGAACAACCACAAAGAAAACAUGAAGAAGCUGAACAGCCGCAAUAUUCAACAUCAUACAAUGCCAAAAAAACAGGGCAUAACAGGGCGGAACAACAUGGCCGCUGCAUCUUGCUGAUCCUGUUGUGCAAGAUGGCGGUUCUGUUUGUUGCACAAAUUGCUGUGAGAUUUAUAUUUUUAUAAUUAUGGCAACAAAACUAUACUCCAGUAAGCUGUAUUUCUCUUUAUGGUGGUUAUUUUAUUUAAUUUUUUUUUUGACUUUUAUGUGUAUUUGUGUAUUUGUUAAAAUGUUGGUGUCCACGCUGUAAAUGUUAAUCUGCAAAUAGCUCUCUGUCUUCACUCACAGCUCAUGUAACACAAUAUCAACAGUGUGUUAGUGAACUGAAAUUUCAUCUUUACAAGUUAUCCAUGGUCCAUGGUCUGAAUACUUAAUCCCUGCUUAAGAAAAUUGGCUGAAUCUUUAUCCUCAUGAGCAUUUAAGUUUAAACAUUUAAUCACUUUGUUUAAUCAUUUGCACUCUGCAGACUGUUUGCUUCCAAAUUAGAGAUGAGUUGUUUGUGUCUUACAGGAGAGUUAUAAAUCCUUACUGCUGGGCAGAAGGAGGAUUUUCCAAAUUAAUAAUUGAUACUUCAUUGAUAGAUCAGAAAUUUAAAAAAAAAACUAAUUUCAAUUUCAUGCUGUACAAGCAUCUCUACUGCUGCAGUAUUUUUCCCCAAAUGUGUUGUUGUUGUUGUUUUCUGUAGUAGAAACUGUGCUGAAGAAAAUAUGUACGUCAGCAAUUGAAGUCUUAUAAUUUUCUCUUCAAUAAUUAUUUUUGUACGUUUUCGUAAAUAAAGAUAUCUUUUAUAAAUA
Molecule: messenger RNA, 1952 nt
Organism: Thunnus maccoyii (southern bluefin tuna)
Lineage: Eukaryota; Metazoa; Chordata; Actinopteri; Scombriformes; Scombridae
Product: protein phosphatase 1 regulatory subunit 27
Exons: 3
Coding region: 369-1076 (235 amino acids)
Molecular function (GO): phosphatase binding
Source: RefSeq, a predicted model, not a curated record